UCAGUGUUGGCCGGGGGAAAGGGGGAAGUAUGAAGAUGAUAGUUUUGAAAGGUUUUAUUCCAUUUGCAACGCUUCACUUAACAUAAAAUGUGCGCUGUCAUCCAGAUCCUUUUGGAGAGGUGGAACAGCCCCUCCAUGAGCAUCGACAUGUACGUCUCGAGAUAAGCGUGCUAGCGAUGAAGUGAGACUGAUAGUAGUAAAACAAAUCACCCCUCAGUGAAUUCAGUGAGCAGCAGUGCAGAGAGGUGUACAUACUGCGAGUGAGAAGACAGGCAAGGUACGUCAGUACGAGCAGACGACACACUGCGCAACAGACGAUCAUUCUGCCUCAAGGGAAUAUUUCGAGACUUCUCGGUUAUGGAGUGUGUUGUGGACUAAAGAGGUGGACUGACACACGAGCAGACGAUAUGCAGCGAACAGAAGCGCUGUUUUCGGAGUUUCAUUGAAGUGUUCAGCUAGGUUAAAGAAGGAAGGGUGUAAUACAAGUAGUGACGAUAGGAUGAAAGUUUACAGUCCAGUCUCAGUCCGGUCUUGAGAGUGUUGUGUUGAGGGACACGGACCUGGUGCUGAGGAGCGGUUGUCAGUUUUACUCGAUCAUUCGGAUUAACAGUACAGUGACAUUGUUUUGCAUAGUUUAGCAGUGUAGUGUCAACAUUAGAAACUAGCCCAGGAUCAGGUACAGUUCCGGGUCGGGAAUACUCAUGUUUGAAGGUGUACUGAACGAACACGCUCCUAUUUAUAUCACUUGCUAACACGCAGACGACAAGCAUGGCCUACAUUAGACGUGUUUUCGAUGGAUUAACGGGAUACCUUCAAGUUUUGUGACAGCAAGCAAGGGGACCCCCCGGGACGAUGUCGAUGUGGGUGGAGAGGAUGGGCCUGGGAGGGGUGGAGAACUUCAUUCGUUCAAUCUCCCAGGGCCUUGCUAACACCGUGCUCGGCUACUUCACACAUUCCAAGGACUCGGAUGAGCCGGACAUACAGGAACUGAUCGCCUCCAGCCUCCAUGACCUGUACGGUGACGCUGCUCCCACUGCCAUCAUCCAGGCUGGGGUGUGUCUGGCAUCCCAGUACCGGGGCAACGUCACCCACUUCCUCUCCCACUUCUUCUACCCCUGCCUGGAGGUUCUCGACAGAAUCAAGAUCUGCCAGUUAAGCGCCACACGACAUGCCGAGGAUGACUGGCCACUUGGAUACAAGGGAGCAGUCAUUGUACACAUCUACAUCACCUCUGACCAAGAACAACUUUCGGAGGGAGAAUUUCUUUUCUGUGUAUGUACGCAGAGUAGGGAUUGUCCGUGUUUGGUGUUAAGGUACCAGGGUACGGAUGGUGUACAUGAAUAUCUUGUGUUAGAAAGUGAAUACAGGCAGGUGUUCACAAUGGAUUGGGUACGCAAGAAACCACCUAAAAUGGAAGAUCAAGAUUGGCCAAGAGUUCUGCGGAACUGCCUGGCCAUGAUGGAGGAAAAGAUCCAGCGCUUACGUUGGGAGGAUGUAGCUGGGGAUAUGGAAACAGAGGAUUCUGGGAGUUGUGCAAGUGUUUCAAAGGGAUCGGACAUAUCUGGGGGUCAGGAAACUAACCUCAGUUCAGACUCUGCUGUUGCUAAUGAUUCCCCAUCAGCUUCAGUGAAGGAUGGAGGCUCAAGUCAAAGUUGCAGUCGCCACAGCAGCAGCGGAAGUCUAAGUAGCAAUGGAUACCACACCAAGCGGGACUUAGACUGUCCUAGAAUUAUCAUGGAUCUCGACUACGAUCUGCUCCGAUCAGGAGUAGCCAUUUUACCAGGUAGUCGGGAUGUCAAUGGUAACGCUGUUGUCUUCAUCUUUACUGGGAGCAUGAUCUGGCAUAAUAGACAAGUCCUGAGUGUGGAACUGGCCAGACUCCUCAUGUACUACUAUUCUGUGCCCAGGCCUGCUGCCGUCCGCCAUGGCAUGACGCUUGUAGCCGACAUCCGGGGUUCCACGUCCUCCAUAAUCAACACGCUGCUAGAAUCACUGUACAUAUUUCAAGAUAACAUUCCAGAUGGCAUGGCUAUGGUCCAUCUAAUGGCCGACAAGUCCACACAGUCACUCGUCUUCAAGUCCCCCGUCUACGAUCCUCAUGCCGGCUUAAAGCUUGAUCUCAUUAUGUCACCAGAUUUGAUUCAUCGUUUCGUUGCCCUUAACCAGCUUCCAUUUGCCCUUGAUGGACAUUUUAACUACAGCCAUGAUGAGUGGGUCCGAUUCAGAAUGAAAUUAGAACCAUUUCUGGCAGAUUGCCGUGAAGUGGCCAAGUAUCUAGUCCAAGUAAUGCAGGACCUCUCGUCACUGGAGAAACUGCCACGCACAACCCUUGCAACUAGUCAGUUGAUUGAGCAGCACGAACAGAUGGUGAAGCAGGCAUUUGAUGACCCCCGACUGGUCGUCCUUCAGCAGGACGGCGAGACUACCAUGAGCUCACUCAGGCGCAACUCGUCCCUGUCUGCUCACUCUGAUGAUUACAAAUGUGCAAUGGAGACCAUCAACUCCCUGUUCCGCCAACUGCAGGACACCAUGAUGAAACUAGUCAAGAUGGCCGAGACAAGACUCAAUAAGCUCGAGCAGUGUCUGCAACUCCGGGAAUUUGAGGAAGAGUGCACCAAGUUGAUCUCUUGGACCAGUAAUGAUGGCAGUCAGAAUAUACAAAGGCAUUCCUGCACAGCAGAUAAUCUGAAGGCAGCUCGGAUACAGCAGAAGGACUUCGAGAAGUUCUAUUUCUCGGCCAUGAAACACAUCGAGAAAGGCAAUGACAUGUUGGAGGAAGCUAGCAUGUUGACCCAGACGGGUAAUGAGGUGACAGGUUACAAAGAUCUGGCCCGGAUGUUGAAGAACCACCUUCAUCAGUUCACUAGUCAGCUGGAAGCUACGAGGGAACGGAUUGAGGGAACGGCACAGUGCUACCACCUGCUGGAUAAGAGUUACGAGUGGGCCUUGGAGGCCAUGAAGUAUGUCGCCAGCAUGAGGAUGGAACACUGCGCAAGUCCUGAUGGCCUUGACAAGCUGCUCAAGUCUCUUGAUGCCUAUCUGAAGGAACAUCCACCUCUCACAGAAGAUGCCUUUCUGCAGAUGAUCAACACAGCUCAGAAGCUGCACAAUGACAAGCUGCUGGAACAGUGUCGAGUCGCAAAAGCUCGGUGUGAGGAGACAUACCAAUUGUUACUUCUACGUCAGAACACUCUUAAACGUGCCAAGGACCAGCUAGUGAAAGAACAGACAGUGAAAAGUGCCUCGCCCAAAUCUGUGCUGAAACCACUGGAGGACACUUCCCCUGAGUGGGAGCCACAAACGACCAGCACACCUUAUCGGAUUUCUGCACCCGGUCAUCGGGUGUUGGAUAAACCGUCAGAUUCUUCCAGUGGUAGUAAUGUGUCCCUGUCUCCAUCCAGGAGUAGGACAUUAGAGUCUCAAAGUGAGGCAAGAGACAAGAGUGUUUAUUGCACCCGAAAUGGUGGCACCAGUGCCAGUCUACCAGUGUCUCCCACGUCUGACCACAGCAGUUCUGACAGUGGGAGUGCAUCUGACUCAAAACUGCUGCUGUGUCGAACAAUCUCACAACCCCUCCAGGGGCCAGGCUCCACCUUCAGCUCACACAAUCGUCCAAUCAAAAAGAUGCUGAAGCGUGCAAGCACUGCCCCAAACAUCCCUCCGCCAAUCAACUCCACAAUUUAUGAAGAUGCAGAGCACAAGCCAAUCCGAGAGCGACGGUCUGGCAAGUCAGUCAGCAUGAUCACAGGCAGCUCUGAAAGUCUCCCCAGUAUGCCUGAAGAGGAUGAGGAGGACAUUGAUGAGGGCCAGGGUAGCGAGCUAGGCAGUAUGCGGAAGGAGUGGACCCCUAUUCCUGUCAACACUCACCUGCUGAGGCAGACUCGGGGGACACCCACAGGGUCCAUGGCUGAUCUCAGACUCUCUGAGGCAGAGAUAAAGAACAGAAGGACCUUGUCGCUGAUCACGAGUGAAAUGAUACAGACGGAAAGAGACUAUGUGAGAGCGCUGCAGUUCAUCAUCGACAACUAUAUCCCCGAGCUGGACCGAGAAGACGUCCCACAGGCGCUACGAGGGAAGAGGAAUGUUAUCUUUGGGAACAUUGAGAAUAUCUACCAGUUCCAUAGUCAGCAUUUCCUAACUGAACUGGAGAUGUGUGAAACAAACCCCUUCCUGAUUGGGCAGUAUUUUCUGCGGCAUGAGACCCAGUUCUACCUGUAUGCACUUUACAACAAGAACAAGCCCAAGUCAGACAACCUAAUGGGAGAGUACGGCAAGCACUUCUUCAGGAACCUCACCCUUCACAGAUCUUCACUCCUUUCACAACUCCUCACCUUUGACUCUUCACCUUUCUUGACUUCACAUCUUCAGAUUUUCCUUUCCUUUCACCUUUUCAGAUUUUCCUUUCUUGAGACGUUUUGUAAAGUGGAUAUAUAUGUUAAUGACAGUUUUCACCCAUGUUUCUUGAUAACCAUUCCACAGGCUGCUGAGGAAAUGGUGAAGUUCCAGCUUCGCCAUGGCAACGACCUACUUGCUAUGGAUUCACUACGAGAAUGUGAUGUGAACCUGCAGGAGCAAGGGAGGCUACUCCGUCAGGAUGAGUUCCUGGUGUGGCAGGGCAGAAAGAAGUCACUGCGGCGUGUGUUUCUGUUCGAGGACCUCAUUUUGUUCAGCAAGACAAAGCGGGGUCGACAGGGCCACCAUGACAUCUAUGUUUACAAGUACAGCUUUAAGACCUCUGAUCUUGGUUUGACGGAGAACUAUGGCGACAGUGGCUACAAGUUUGAGAUUUGGUUUCGUCGGCGGUCUCUGGGAGAGAACUACAUCCUUCAGGCUCAGAGCUCUGACGUGAAGCGGGCAUGGGUACGGGACAUUUCCAAGAUGUUGUGGAAGCAGGCCAUCAAGAACAGAGAGGUGCGUCUUACAGAAAUGGCCACGAUGGGGGUUGGCAGUAAGCCUUGCCUGGAUCUCAAACCCAGCGCUGACAACAUACAGGAUCGCUUCAUCAACGUUGCUCUCGGCUCCAGGGGAUCUCGAACAAGGAACUCUAUAGCAGUAUCAUCGUUCGAGCACCUGCGGAACGGCAACAAGCGCCCCCACUCCAUCAUCUCUGUGAGCAGCACCUCUUCCUCCAACUCCAGCCACUCCAGUUUCGGUCUGUUCGGGUCUCUCAACCUCGCCUUCGACCCUCUCGACAGUCCCCGGUAUCAGAGGAGAUCUGUCACCUUCCUGUCAAAUGAGAGCGGUAUUGGUACAGACAUUUCUAGUGGAGAGGCGGACCCUGGGGGAGGAGGGGGGACCGAAGGGGGGGGAAGCCAGGUCCAGAGGAUCUAACUCCAGUGUCCUCAGCCAGGUCCUAUAUUGAUUACAUGAAAUCCAGGGUGUUCAAGCAGAAUUAUGAAACUGUUGUAACAGAUGUAUGACACUGUGACAUCAGUAAGAUCUUGGUGCUUUCAAAUUAACACCUCCCACCCUUUAGUGGACUCUUCCACGCAAGACAAGGAAGGGUCCAUGGUGUGAAGAAAAGGGUAAACAGGAGGAAAAAACAGACCAAAGACAGAAAGGGUUGAUCCCAUUACAGCUUUGCAUGUAGUGUUCAACUUACGGAUGUGAUCAAAGUGCUGUGCAAUGAACUGCUCGUCACAGCCUGAAGAUUCACUCCCGAUUGUGUAAACAAACGUAAUAAUUUCAACCACAGUACCUAUACAAGAGUUCACAUUAAUGAAUGAGUCAGACAUGUUUCUGAAAUGAGCUCUCUUUUCUGACAUACUAGUAAUGAAUCAAACUGGACCCGGCGUGUAUAAACAACACACAUUCACCUAGUGAUAUUGACUGGGUCUUCUCACCUUGCCAUAGGUGGAACCUUCUUAUAUACUCUGAGUUGGAGGAAAUAUCCUCUGAAGCAGUUUUUUAGACUGUACUGAGUAUGAACAAAUGAGUGGUGGUGAUACUGAAAGAGAACUGAGCAAAAGGCUCUGAAUAUACCUGAACUUAGCCUUCCUAAACAAGCAAAGUGACAUCUAACUGGCGGCAAUCUGGCAUGUCUAAUAAUGUACUGAUUGGUUGGUUGUAGUCAGGUGAUGCGACAGCAGAAACCUGAUUGGCUGAAGAACAAACAUGUCCAUGAUGAUGAACUGUGUAUCUCUGUAUAUCAUUAUGUAUACUGAUUCUUCCAUCAUUUUAUAUUUGGUCUUCUAUGACAGAUCGUUUUAUAUCAUUGUGUACAGUCAAUGCAAGCUAUAUAUCACACAUAUGUAUCGUUUGUGAUGCUGAUGCAAUAUCUGGUAAAUAUCUAAGAGUAAAAAAACACUGACAUCAUGUGUAUAUUUAUGCCCAGUGUGAGCUGUGUUAGGGCCCCUCGCUACCUCAGUAUAUAUGUAUAUCCUGUGAAUGUACCAGCUAUAUGUGUGCUUGGAAUAGCCUUUUGUUUGUGCUUUUGUUUAUUUCUUCUUGUUUGGUUGGUCCACUUCCUUCUUCUAUAUACAAAUAUGGUUUCAGGGAUGACUUUGGUCUCCAGUUGGUACAGCUCUACACUAUAACACAUUAUUUAUCUUUUAGAAUUGUAUGAACAAACUGUUGAGCCAGUUCCAAGUGCUCAAAAAUCUGUGUACAAGCUGAUACAAGUGGGACCACGUUUGAUCUGAGACAAUGUAUUUAGGAUUAUAUUGAGGCCAUGCACUAUUUAGUUGUGAUAAGUGGUUUUACCUUCAGUAUAACCAUACAUCUUACAGACUCAGUAUACAUGGUCCGUCUGUGUCUGUGUAGAAUACGGAGUUCAUGGUCUCAAAUGUUAAUGUUUCUAAGGCUAUGUAAAAAUGUUUUCUCAUCAGUUUAUUUUCAAUCUUAUGAGGACACCAAACUUUGGGUUUGUUACUAAUUGGUAAAACCUUUAAUUAUUUGAAACUUUGCUGGGCAUUUUCUAAGAUUUAUUUUACAAUAUAGCAAGUAAUCAAACUCUUCAAGCUGCUUAGGGGAAGAGUCAAAAGUGAUGCAGGCUGUCACGUGACGAGGGGGGUUACUCCCUCCAUUUAGUUUACACUUUGAAUGAUGAGAAUUAUUAGCACACUUUUGACAAACCUUUUGCUUUUAAUGAGCUUCCAGUGUGUAUCGUGGCAUUUGUUUAAACCAAGGUGCCUUCCCUUAACUAGAACAAAAUGUCACUUUGACUUUACAUGGCUGCCAAAGCACAUUGAACAACCAAUAGCAAAUAUUUGUUUGGAACAAAUUUGUGUUCCAUAAUUGUGUAUAAAAAAAGCAGUGUAUUUGUCAUAUAUUUUAAGAAAUCCUCAUGUUCAAAAUUUACAGAACAGCAGUGUUCAUCUCUGCUGACAUGGCACAACUAUCUGAAACAACGUGUGGGAAUGGGAUUAAUAUUAUAUGUUCAGAUGUUAACUCUUUUUUGAGGGGACUAUUUUGAAAGUAGUUAGCUCUUCUGCUUAAUUAACAAAGGGUAGGAUGGGUUGGAACUUUUCAAUAUUAUACAAGCUUGUGAUAUAUGGAGAAACAAUCACCAGUAUUACAACUGAGCUUAGAGCAAGUCCUGUCGGCAUUAUGAUUUGAGUGAUAAGAACAAAUCUGAUAAACUUGAAACAUGGCAGACAUAGUUUUUCAUCGGGUUGUUCAUUACUGUUGUGCAGUGUAGUUGAAGUAUUCAAAUAGUUACAUCACCACAAUUCUCUACUACUCUGAGAUGUAACUUAUAGUCGUGAUUAUCAGCAGCAGAAGAAGGUGCUCAGGCUGAUGGUUCCACCAUAUUCACAUGGGCAGGAGUGGCUGUACGAGCUGUUCCUGUCAUGAUCUCUAAUGGUUGACAGUAUUCUUCCCCAACAAUGGUACAAGUGGACUUGUUGCACUUCCUUCGUCUGGUUCAGGUCAAUUAAAGCAAAUAUUUUUGUCAGGCCCAUUGUUCACUGAAAAUGACCUUUUCAAGAAAAGUAUUUUUUAAAUUCUGCAAUGUCAUGCUCUACCUUUAAACAUCAGUUUCUUUAAGCUGUCAUAUUUUGCAGACCUCUGUGUUGUUGAGAUGCCAGACAGCAAUAUGUUACAUUGCUAUUCACAAGGGCCCUGGUUUCAUUGAGUGGUUACUGGGCAAAUGUAAUGAGGGUCUGGACGAGGGGGCUCAGUUAUCAUCUAAGUCAUGCUUUUGAAAAUUGCACUCAUCCACAUAAUGUUAUUUAUUGAUUGUUAACUGCUUUUCAUAUGACAUCAGUGUUGUUGGUUUUAUGAAAUUCCUGCCAUUGCACUCGUCUCAUCCAGGCCCUCAACCCAUGGGUAUUUCCUAUGCAUGAAAUAAUGGCAUUGUUGUUACAAGAUUCUAAAUCUCUAAUACUCACCUGUUAGCAUGGACACCUGUAUAUUUGGAAAUGGAGUUUUAUGAACAUUGCAUAUGUAUAAAGUGGUAUUUUUCUAGCGCCAAGGACCGUUACCAUGGAUAUUAGAAAUGAGUUAAAAUUGCAAACAAGAUGAGAUUUAUAUAGCUACACUAGGGUGAAUGUAGUUUUCAGCAGUAGGAUGAUCUCAAUAAAUACCAUUGUACAAAUA
Messenger RNA from Haliotis rubra (blacklip abalone), 8538 nucleotides. RefSeq names its product puratrophin-1-like. The record is from RefSeq and is a predicted model, not a curated record. The transcript has 24 exons. NCBI's taxonomy places the organism in Eukaryota, Metazoa, Mollusca, Gastropoda, Lepetellida, Haliotidae. Gene Ontology annotation, molecular function: guanyl-nucleotide exchange factor activity. The coding region runs from base 853 to 5331 and encodes 1492 amino acids.